AUGACUAUUUUUGUGUCCCAUUAUGUGGUUUGCAUGAAUGAAAGGAAAACGGAUAAGAAGAUGACACUGUCAAAGGAAAGGAGUACUAAGAACGAGAAUAAAAAAGCUGAUCAAAGUGGCAAAUUAUUUGAUCCACAGAAUUCUCAGUUGGAGGGAAUGGUUGCUAAAAUGAACUUUACAAAACUUAGUGAGGCAACUGAUGAUUUCAUCAUAGACAACGUCAUUGGGAUGGGAAAGGUUGGGAUGAUGUACAAAGCAGUUCUUCCAAAUGGUUCACUCCUUGCAGUUAAGAGGUUACAUGGCUGUGAAUCAUUUGAAAAACAAUUCAUAAGUGAGCUAUUGGCACUGGGUACAUUGAGACACAAUAACAUAGUUCCCCUCUUGGGAUUUUGCAGAGAAAGGAAGGAAAAGCUUCUAGUGUACCAAUAUAUAUCAAAUGGCAAUCUUUAUGAUUGGCUACACGCAAAGGAAGGCACUGAUAAGAUCUUGGCAUGGCCUUUGAGGAUUAAAAUUGCAAUCGGGAUAGCUAGUGGCUUGGCAUGGCUUCACCACGGUGGGAUUUCAGAGUAG
This is a messenger RNA of Quercus lobata, 570 nucleotides long. Its product is annotated as probably inactive leucine-rich repeat receptor-like protein kinase At5g48380. Gene Ontology annotation, molecular function: protein kinase activity; ATP binding. The transcript has 2 exons. Bases 1 to 570 code for a protein of 189 amino acids. The record is from RefSeq and is a predicted model, not a curated record. NCBI's taxonomy places the organism in Eukaryota, Viridiplantae, Streptophyta, Magnoliopsida, Fagales, Fagaceae. Gene Ontology annotation, biological process: protein phosphorylation.